Molecule: messenger RNA, 2480 nt
Organism: Daldinia vernicosa
Lineage: Eukaryota; Fungi; Ascomycota; Sordariomycetes; Xylariales; Hypoxylaceae
Exons: 1
Coding region: 536-1969 (477 amino acids)
Source: RefSeq, a predicted model, not a curated record
CUGCAUCUCACGCGCGCAUACGGUACUAUAUUUAAUUUAAUAUCGGAUGUUUUUAUUUUUAUUCGUAUCUUUAUCUUUCAUCAUCUUUUUACCUUGAUGUUUUUUAGUUUACAUUUUACAACACAUAUUUAGAAGUAUAUAACUACAUCAUUGUCAUCUCAAUCCCUUUUUUGACCCUUGGCGCACCUCCAUUGUUCUCGGAAGGCAUAUGUAACGACGAUAACGAGGCUGAGUCUAUUGUGCCGAUCCGCGCUUGGCUUUUUGGCUUUUUGGCUUCGUCAGCCACUGCAUAACUACUGCUACUUCCUUCUUUUUCAUACAUUGUCCACCUACUUGUUUUGGGAGUCGUUUAUUUAGAAUCAUAGCUUCCUACCUUCUCUUACUUGGAAUAUUAUAUAUCUUGUCCAUCUUGACUAAGCUUUGUACACUACACUAUACUACACUACAUUACAUCAUAUCACCACCUACAACUUUCAUCUACAGACUACAUUCGACAGAUGAGCCAGUACAGAAUACUUGGCGCAACUUUUGCAAAAUGCUCGACGAGAACUUACCAACCUUCUUCUUCAGACCCUCUAAUAAUCCGCUAUUAAGGAUCUUAUACUUCUCUCAAAACGGCUCCGAGCCGGCACCUGAAUACUCACUCCAGAAAAUAAACCCGGACCUCCCCCAGUCUAGGAAUAAGUACGCCGUGGCCUUGGGAGACGCGAGCUUUCACCAUGUCAUCUUAGCUGAGGUCCUGAUCGAGCCCGAAUUUCAACAGCCUACUCUGUCCGCUGCUGAAAUCAGACAACAGAAUGGUGUUCCACCCCCGCCUGUACCUUUAAUCCCUGACGGAUUCGCCAUACAACUGUAUAACCCGGAGCACCAGGUUAUGGUAAAGGGUGAGAAGAGCACCUGGACCGGAAAGGAGUCGUGGGAGUUUGAAAUGCCUCAGCAAAGCUUUCGCAUGCCCUCGGUGUCCAAAGUUGAUCGCCAGCAGAAUGACCCAGUCGCAAGUAGUCUCACACCCAAGAUAAUGUUCAAGUGGAAGAGGGAUAGUAAGUUCUCCAAGGACAUGACAUGCUACAUGACAGGCACGUCGGUUGGUGGCAAGAAGAGCAAGGACCCGGAUAUUACAAUAGCGUUAUACAAGAACGGGAGGGAACCUAGUGUCACCAUUUACGAGCCGAAUCUUCAGAGGGUAGACAUAGAGGAUCGCAAAGGCCUCGAAGUCGUACUGCUGCUCGGCGCUGAGGUCAUUCGCGAGAUAUACCUAUUCCCUAACCGGGACUCAUUCAAUAUUGCAGGCUCGGCAAAUAGGCGCAAGAACUCACGGCAGAACUCGCGGCCCAGUCCAACCUCAUCUACAUCACCACAUCUUAUGACGGGCGCAUUCGGCAACCUCCCUCCCGCAAAGACCACCUCCCCCGUCACUCAACAGCCCACACCUCCAGCAGAAUCCAGCAUAGACGUCGAGACUAAGCGUCUACAGGCCUUAGUCCAGCAAGAAGAGCGUGAGCGCGAGCAGCGGGACCGUGCGGAGCAGAAGCGCAUCAAGAAGAUGCUCGAGGAAGAAGAGGAGAAAGAGCGCCAACGUCGUGACGCCGAGGUGGCCAGGGAGACGGAGAGGUUGCGAAAGGAGUUUGGCAUAGAAGGCCAGGACUUUGGCCCAAAACCAAACCUGCCUCCCCGACAAAGCAUCGCUGGGCCUAGCCGCACGCAGUUGCAACCACCACCAGCCCCACCACAGCGGCCCGUGAGCGCGGGACCCAAGCCUCAUUCGCACGGAGGAGGGUUCAGCAGUUGGUUCCAUGCUGUGGGACCUACUCCUGGUGCUCCUAUGCCGCAGGCUUUGGGAUAUGGGUAUGGGUACGGACAGCAGUUGCAGCCGAAUUCGGGGCGGAGGAGGGGCGGGAGCGCGGAUAGUGGGACUGGAAGCGGGAGCGGGAGUGGGAAGAUGUUGAAGAAGAAGAGUACGUUGUUCUAAGGAGUGUAAACUUGGAUUUGGGAUUUGGGACUCGGUUGUAUGGCGGGGAUCAGGCGGUGCUAUGUAAACUUGGGUUCGAACAGGCUGGAUCUGGCAAGUGCGUAGGUAUAAGGAAUGCGUGAUUUGAAUGAUACCCAUGACAAGUUUGGUCUAUAUUUUGGUUUAUGAUGAAUUUGUUGUGGUUGGUUAAGUCGAACGGUACUGUGAAUUUAUAUGAAUUGUAGAUAUUUGAAACUCCCAUCUUUAAGGGGUGUGCUAAUUACAUGAGCCUACGCAGUAACUAGCAAGAAUUCUCUCGAGAACCACUUUGAGGUUCUACCUAGAUGGCAAAUUCACCAGUACAUUAUUUUCUUUUGGGCGCCUGGGUAACUUGAAGUCCCAGCUUUGACGAGUAUCUCUACUAUCGCUGAUCCCACGAUUACACUUCUGGUUUGCUCUGGAUGUUUACUACGGCUCAUCUAAGUAGUCUAGGUUUUAGAUUAACUAAAUAGACGGGUAUAAUUGCCAUGUA